AUAUGGCAAGGUUGUUGCAGCGACAAGUUUGUAUUGUUUUUCGUGCUGUCAGUAGUUUUAUUACUAAUAGUAAGCCAUUUUUAAGGUUUAAAUAAGUCUUAAUUAAAAAGUUAUGUCGUUAUUAACAAAGAAUAAUGCAAAUCAGCACUGCCGUACUUGUUUGAAAAGGCUUGGUGCUAAUACAGACGGUUUUUCUGGCAAUGUUGAUCAAGACGAUAUACCGGAUAGCAAGGAGCUACAAUUUAACAUUUAUAGCGAUCCUGAGCUGCAACAACUGAUAUAUAUGUACAUAGAUGGCCCUAGCAGAAGUAACACGGCAAAUGCUGUUGAUAAUGAAUUGCCAGCACAUAUAUGCCUCGCUUGCUACAGUUUGCUCAACAACUUUGCCUUAUUCCGUAAAAGGGCUCAACAGAGCGCCGAAAAAUUACGCACUGUACUGAAUUGUAGUAGUGGCAUGAUAAAAGUUGAAAUCAACUAUGACGAAGAUGAAAAUCAAUUUAUGGAGAAAAAAGAACGUGUGGAAAACUUGGUUCAGGAUUGCAAAUUGCAAUUUAGGGAUGCACUUAUGGAAGACGAGCAGGUUUUUUUCGAUACAUCGGUUGCAAACUUAGCAGACACAGAACUAAAUGAUGAGAUGGCAGAUCCAUUUGCACCUGCAUUACAAACGGCUGUCGAUUGUGACAGUAAAACAGUCGCUGGAAAGAAGGACGACAUCAAGAAAGAAGAGCCAACAUUAGAAAACAGCGACAAGUAUAAAUGUACACACUGCACCCAGACGUAUGCUUUCAAUUCAGAAUUGCAAGCACAUAUGCGGGAAGCGCAUGAUAAUAAGUUGCCGUUUACGUGUACUCAUUGCGACAAAGCCUACAGAUAUAUUCGCAGUCUACAGGAACAUAUGAAGCAAAAACAUCAAACAGUACUAAAUGCAGACGCCCAGUUUAAGUGCAAUGUGUGCCCAAAGGCAUUUACAACAGAUUUGUCACUAAAAAAACAUAUGUGUUUUCAUAUUAAAGAAGAUAUGUCUCGUGUUUGUGGAAUUUGUGGUAAACGAUUUCCGGUAAAAAAUUUGCUUGUAGAUCAUUUACGCACACAUUCGACAGAUGGCCGAAUACCUUGUGGUCAGUGUGAUAAAAGUUUUAUGUGGUAUCAAGAUCUAUUGAAUCAUGAACUUUCUGCACAUCUGAAAGAGAAACCAUUUCCCUGUAAACUUUGUGAUAAAUCAUUUCAAACGCAAAAGUCCCUACGCUUCCACAAUUACCGACAUUCUGGAGAAAAACCAUAUCUUUGUGACGUUUGUGGAAAGGACUUCCGCCAACCAACGGCUAUGAAACAACACCGGCUGAAACAUUUUAAAGAUGAUACGGUUGAAAAAAAGCUAGAUAAUGUUAAUAAUUGUAAAAUGUCGGCACUAUCAAUAGAAAAUGUAAAAGAGCAUUGCCGAACUUGCUUGAAAAAAUUGAAAAGAAAGAAUAUUAAUUGUUCAAUAAAUUUAGAGGAGGAAGAAGAACUUUCCGACUGUAAAGAUUUUUGUAUUAGCAUUGUAGGUAAUGAGUUAAUACAGCAAUUUAUCACUUCAUGUAUGGAAGGACAGUGGACUAGUGAAGAAGCGAAAACGAUGUCUCAAGAAUAUCCUCAAUAUAUGUGCAUAUAUUGCUAUAAGAAAUUACAAGGUGUUGUGUCAUUCAAAAAACAAGUGAGAAAUAGUACACAAAAGUUGCAAGAAUUACUUUGCCGAAAUGCACCUAAAGCUGAAAGUGUUCAUGAUGAAGAAAACCAGGAAAUGGACAACAAUAGUUGUGUAGAACAAUCCACAACAAAUAUCUUUACUUUGUUGCUUAAAGAUACUCUUAUGGAAACGGAAUCCGUUAUGAUAAAUGCUGUGAGUGAUGUAGCAAUAAUGAGCAAGGAAUCACCUGAUCCAGAUCCAUUUGAUAAUGGUCCAUCGGUUGAUAUUGCAAAAAAAGAAAAUUUGAGCGAUGAUACUUGCGAAAGCAGUAGUGAAGAAUGGCAUGAUUUAAACGGGGAACACUCCAACGAAGGAAUAUAUGAACGAAUUACAGAUCAUGAUAAAGUAAACUUACAAAAUAAUGUCAAAUCAUCGACUAUGGUGGAAGGUAAAGCUCAGCAAAACCAACGCAGCGAUUGUAGUUUGGAAAUAAAAAAGUAUCCUACCCGCUCCCGUAGAAAACGUUCUCUACCGAUUGAAAAUACUAUGACUGAAAACACAAAUGACAAUAAAACAAAAUGUACAAAAGUGGGGAAAGUUGGUGGGCGCAUUCAAUUAGGUCUACGCACAGACCAUUUGGAUAUAACGACGAAGCGUCGUAAUAAAGGAACUAAGAACAGUUUCAAAUGCGAGCAAUGUAGUCACAGCUUUGCACACAAAAUAACACUGGAUGCUCAUAUACGCAAAGUACACGAAGGAAGUAAGCGUCCAUUUCAAUGUGAUCGUUGCGAAAAAUCGUACACAUUUAUUGGUGGACUAUAUACGCAUAUCAAGGAAAUACACGAAGCUGAGGUUAGAUCGUAUGCUUGUGAUAUUUCAGGAUGUGAGCGUAUAUAUACCAGUUUUAUAGCAAUGCAAAAGCAUAAACGUUUAAAGCACUCUGAUACAACGUGUUUAACCAAAUACGUGUGUGAACAAUGCGGUGCGACCUUUAAUCAAUCGGGUAAUCUUAAAUACCAUCGGCGUGCAAAACAUCCUACGGAAGCGGAACAAGCUGAAAAAGAGCAAAUGAAAGAGCGUUUCGAAUGUGAUAUCUGCAAAAAACUCUUCUAUUCCCGUUACACAUUGAAAUAUCAUACCCUGCAGCUGCAUACCAACGAAACGAAAUAUGAAUGUAACAUUUGCGGUCGACGAAUGGCAAAGAAAUUUAUGCUUGUCCAACAUAUGCUAGUUCAUUCUAACGACAAAAUGCCAUGCGAACACUGUGGUAAACAAUUUAUACGGAAAUUUGAAUUGGAGGCCCAUGUAAAAGCGGUGCAUAUGAAAUUGAAACCGUUUGAAUGUCAGUAUUGUUCCGAAUGUUUUGCUUCGCGGAAAACGCUACGCCAUCAUGAAUACAUACAUACAGGGGAGAAACCCUAUGUUUGUGAUGUCUGUGGACAAGCAUAUCGACAACAAACCUCCUUAAAAAGCCAUCGAAAAUCGCACGAAAAAUUCGUUGCGGAAUCAAAGUCAAUGAAUGUUAAUCAGGAGUUAAUUAAUUCAUUUUUGAUACCACAGCCUCAUACAACUCCACACAGCUCGUAGGUAAUUUUGAAUGGAUGCGAAGAGGAGUAAUCAAUAUACAAACACUAGUAACCUAAUUACGUUGUAGUUGGUAGUGUAAUUGCAAUACAGCUAUAAAAGUGCAAUACUAUGCAAAUAGCUGCUGUAAAUGCGUACCACGUUUUAUUACGUAUGUAUGAAAUAUUUUCAUUAGUUUUAAGUAUUUGUAUGUAUAAAUCCAUACUAUCUGAAAAUUGUUAAGCAAUAUUUUAAAAUAACUUGGGGUUUACUUAAA
Molecule: messenger RNA, 3506 nt
Organism: Bactrocera dorsalis (oriental fruit fly)
Lineage: Eukaryota; Metazoa; Arthropoda; Insecta; Diptera; Tephritidae
Product: zinc finger protein 160
Exons: 4
Coding region: 113-3253 (1046 amino acids)
Biological process (GO): regulation of transcription by RNA polymerase II
Cellular component (GO): nucleus
Molecular function (GO): RNA polymerase II cis-regulatory region sequence-specific DNA binding; zinc ion binding; DNA-binding transcription factor activity
Source: RefSeq, a predicted model, not a curated record